AUGGAUAUUCAACGAAACGAUAUAUCCAACCCCGUCGCUAGAGAUCAAGCAAGAAGGAAACGCUCGACAGUCAGUCAGGCAUUGGACAAUGAGGAAACUUUAUACUUCUGUAAUGUCACUCUGGGUACCCCCAAGCAGACCGUACGUCUGGUUCUCGACACUGGAAGUAGUGAUUUGUGGUGCAAUACACCAAAUUCUACUCUCUGUGCAUCCACCAAAAACGUCUGCGCUGAAUCCGGUACUUACGACUCGACCUCUUCCUCUUCCUAUUCCUUUGUGAACUCGGACUUCAAUAUCAGCUAUGCCGAUGGUUCCGGUGCUGCCGGAGACUAUGUGACCGACACUCUUACCAUCGGAGGCACAACUAUUAAAGACUUCCAAUUUGGCAUUGGGUUUUCAUCUGGCUCUCCAGAGGGCGUGCUGGGUAUAGGAUACACCGUGAAUGAAGUCCAGGUUGGCAGAAAUGGAGACUCGGCUUAUGCCAACCUGCCCAAGGCGAUGGUCGGGAAAGGAAUAAUCCAAUCAAAUGCCUACAGUCUUUGGCUGAACGACCUGGAUGCGAACACCGGCUCGAUUUUAUUUGGUGGAGUCAACACGAAAAAAUAUCACGGCGCCCUACAAACAGUCCCCGUCCAGAAGGUUCGCGGACUAUACUCGGAGUUCAUUAUUGCGCUCACAAAAGUGUCCCUCACCAAUUCUUCCGGUGAAAAUACCUACUCUUCUAGUUCCAUUCCGGUGGGCGUGUUACUGGACUCGGGAAGCUCUCUUACAUACCUUCCAGAUGCCCUUGUUCAGGACAUCUACGAUGAUCUCGGGGUCUCCUACGAAUCGGAGAGUGGCGUUGGCUACGUUGAAUGCAGCAUGGCAGAUGACGACAUCACCCUCAGUUACACGUUCUCAUCCCCGACGAUUAACGUGGGCAUCAAAGAGAUGGUCAUCGAUGUUGGCGAUAUCUACUUCCGAAACGGCAAGCGGGCCUGCGUCUUCGGUAUUGUUCCCGCAGGAAGCAGCACAGCAGUCCUGGGAGAUACGUUCCUGCGCAGUGCGUAUGUGGUAUACGAUCUCGCCAAUAAUGAGAUCUCCCUCGCCAGCACCAACUUCAACGCCACCGAGAAUGAUAUCUUGGAGAUCGGGACUGGCACCGAUUCCGUCCCCGGUGCCACUGCAGUCUCGAAUCCAGUGACCACCGCGCCAGUUGGUGGCACCGCUGCUCGCAUUGGAGGUAUUGGAGGAUCCGGCCUCUUCAGCUCGGCCUCUGCAACUGGAAAUAUGGCCAUCCCUAAGGCCACCGCUAUGCCGAAACGCCUGGCUGUCGGCUUUGCCGGUGUGGGAGCUCUUUUGGCUCUCUAA
Penicillium hordei is the source of this 1350-nucleotide messenger RNA. Its product is annotated as pepsin-like aspartic protease. Lineage: Eukaryota; Fungi; Ascomycota; Eurotiomycetes; Eurotiales; Aspergillaceae. The transcript is spliced from 3 exons. The record is from RefSeq and is a predicted model, not a curated record. Gene Ontology annotation, molecular function: aspartic-type endopeptidase activity. Gene Ontology annotation, biological process: proteolysis. The coding region runs from base 1 to 1350 and encodes 449 amino acids.